GUUGCAUGAAAACUAACGAGGCUCUCCCAAAUAAUCUCCAUGGCCUUACCUUCCCCAUAACUCCCCAAAAUAGCCUCCCCAUGAACCACCCACCUCUCCUUUCUCCCAAGACAUUGCACAUCAUCAUUCAUCACACAAAUUAAGCAAACAUGAAGAAUUCGAAAGUGAGACGCAGCAAUUACUCGAGCUCGAGCAUGGACGAUUCAAGCAAACAGCCAUUAUUCCCCCGUGCUCUCCAAGCCGAGUACUCAUUCCGCCCCACGGAACGCGACAGGCCGCCCCCGCUCUCCUUCGACGCGGGCAACUCCUCCGUGUGGGACCACACCCCCAACAUCUCCUCCCCCGUCGCCCAAUCGCCGUGGUCAUCCGCCCACAUGGCCCCAUCCGACUACCCCUACUCCUACACCGGCCUCAUGGGCUCCCUCGUCCGCGAAGAAGGCCACAUAUACUCCCUCGCGGCCGCCGGCGACCUCCUCUUCACCGGCUCCGACAGCAAAAACAUCCGCGUGUGGAAGAAUCAGAAAGAAUUCUCCGGAUUCAGGUCCAAUUCAGGCUUGGUCAAGGCGAUCAUAAUCGCGGAUGAGCGGAUUUUUUCCGGACACCAGGACGGGAAGAUCCGCGUCUGGAAGAUGUCCGGAAAGGAUCCGAGCGUCUGCAAACGGAUCGGAACCCUACCAACUCUGAAAUCAAAGAUGAAGAAAUCGCUCAAGCCUAGCAAUUACGUGGAGGUGAGGAAGAGCCACAACGCCAUCUGGAUCAAACACAUUGACGCCAUCUCAUCUCUCAGCUUGAGCGAGGAUAAAUCCAUCCUUUACUCUGCUUCAUGGGAUAAAACGAUCAAGGUGUGGCGCGUGGCUGACUCCAAAUGCCUGGAGUCGAUCAGCGCGCACGACGACGCAGUCAACUCCGUGGUUGCAGGAUUCGAUGGACUAGUCUUCAGUGGAUCCGCCGACGGCACGGUGAAGGUGUGGCGCCGCGAGAUGCAGGGGAAGGGGACGAAGCACUACUUUUCGCAGACACUUUUAAAGCAGGAGUGCGCGGUGACGUCGCUGGCGGUGAACGCAGCCUCGACGGUGCUCUACUGCGGGUCCUCGGACGGACUGGUGAACUUCUGGGAGCGGGACAAGUUCCUGUCGCUGGGCGGAUUCUUCCGCGGGCACAAGCUGGCGGUGCUGUGCCUGGCGACGUCGGGGAAUCUGGUGUUCAGUGGAUCCGCUGAUACAAACAUAUGCGUGUGGAGGAGGGAGGAGAGGAACCACAUGUGUCUGUCGAUUUUGAGCGGGCACAGCGGGCCGGUGAAGUGCUUGGCGGUGGAGGAGGAGUCGCAGCAGCAGGGGAUAAACGGAGGGCAGAAGCACUACGUGGUGUACAGCGGCAGCCUCGACAAGUCGGUGAAGAUAUGGAGGGUGUCAGGGCAGGGUGCGCCGCUGCAGAACGAGAUCGUGCCGUCACAGUCGCAGAAUUUGUCGUCGCAAACUAGUCGAGCCGCGGCAGCGCAGAGGAGAAAUUUCUGAAGAUGGUAAAAAUAUGUACACAAAUUGAUAUUGAUAUGCAUGUGUGUAUACAUAUAGAGGCUGCAAGUUUGCAUGUAAACUCGUUUUUAUAUAUGAUCACCUCUAACAGUAUCUCUUCUAUUUAUUGAUUUCAUCUGCACAGGACAAGUUUUCUGAAAAUAUAUCAUGCAUAUAUAUAUUGAUAUUGUUUGUAAGGUAUUUAGUGGUGAUUCUUGUGAGCUAUGAAUG
Molecule: messenger RNA, 1742 nt
Organism: Salvia splendens (bonfire salvia)
Lineage: Eukaryota; Viridiplantae; Streptophyta; Magnoliopsida; Lamiales; Lamiaceae
Product: protein JINGUBANG
Exons: 2
Coding region: 150-1514 (454 amino acids)
Molecular function (GO): protein binding
Source: RefSeq, a predicted model, not a curated record